Messenger RNA from Rhinichthys klamathensis goyatoka, 2355 nucleotides. RefSeq lists its product as uncharacterized. The transcript is spliced from 2 exons. Gene Ontology annotation, biological process: DNA integration. The record is from RefSeq and is a predicted model, not a curated record. Gene Ontology annotation, molecular function: nucleic acid binding. NCBI's taxonomy places the organism in Eukaryota, Metazoa, Chordata, Actinopteri, Cypriniformes, Leuciscidae. Bases 1 to 2355 code for a protein of 784 amino acids.
AUGUAUGCAGCUGGCGACGAUGCCGAAGAUAUUUUAAAAGUUUUACCCCUCACGGACGAACAGAAGAAGUCCUAUGACGCGGUGACAGAGGCUUUCACGGCGCACUGUGUCAGCAAGCGGAACGUUAUCUUCGAAAGAGCGCGCUUCAACAGACGAAACCAAGAGCCCGUACAAGCCCGACAAGAGGAUUUUAAGGCUCAGUACCCUACAGUGUUUUCAGGCUUGGGAAAAUUUAAGGAGCCCUAUAAAAUAGAGCUGGAGCCAGGUGCGGUCCCGUAUGCUUUGUCAUCCCCACGCCGCGUGCCUCUACCACUGCGAGACAAGGUGCAGGCGGAGCUGAAGCGUAUGGAGGACAUGGGGGUGGUUUCAAAAGUGACCCAGCCCACACCCUGGUGCGCAGGCAUGGUUGUGGCGCCAAAAGCUCAGCCAGGAAAGAUUCGGCUGUGCGUGGACCUGACGCACCUGAACAAGUGGGUGCGGAGAGAGAGACAUAUCCUCCCAGCAGUAGACCACACACUAGCCAUGCUGGCCGGGGCAAAAGUGUUCACGAAGCUGGACGCAACCUCCGGUUUCUGGCAGAUCCCAUUGUCGGAGGAAAGCCAGCUCCUCACUACAUUCAUCACCCCAUUCGGGCGAUAUGCAUUCAAUCGCCUACCAUUUGGCAUCUCAUCAGCCCCGGAGCACUUCCAGCGCCGCAUGUCGCAGAUGUUGGAGGGGUGCGACGGAGUGGUGUGUCAUGCGGACGACAUAGUCGUGUAUGGAGAGGACAUACAGCAGCACAAUGAGAGACUGCACCAGGUGCUGAAGAGACUGAGAGAUGAAGGACUCACGCUGAACGAAAAAUGUGAGUUUACAAAAGAUAAUAUCAUGUUUGUGGGUCAUCGUGUCACAGCAGGUGGCGUGACACCUGAUCCAGAUAAGGUCAGAGCCAUCAUGGAGAUGCCCGAACCAAAGGGAGUGGAAGACGUGAGGAGAGUGAUGGGGAUGGUGAACUAUUUGGGCAAGUUUUUACCCCACUUUGCGUCAUACACCAGACCAAUUAAAGACCUGCUCUGUGAGAAGAACGAGUUUUGCUGGGGAGCGCCACAGAGGGAGGCGUUCCAGAGACUUAAAAUAGAACUGAGCUCACCACGGGUGCUGGCCUCGUACUCAACCACAGCAGAGACGUGUGUGUCGGCAGACGCCUCAUCCUUUGGCCUGGGGGCUGUUCUCAGUCAACAACAGAGUGAUGGAACGUGGAGGCCCAUCAUGUUCAUCUCCAGGGGCCUGUCCGAGGCCGAAAAACAUUAUGCACAGAUCAAAAAGGAGGCUUUGGCUGCGACGUGGGCAUGCGAAAGGUUGAUGCCCUAUCUCCUGGGACUGAAGUUCAGGUUAGAGACAGACCAUAAACCUCUAGUGCCACUCCUGAGUACCAAGGCGCUAGAUGAACUCCCUCCCAGGGUGCUGAGAUUCAGACUGAGACUGAUGAAGUUCGCGUUUGACAUUGUGCAUGUGCCAGGCAAGAGUUUAAUAACAGCAGACACAUUAUCAAGAGCCCCUGUAGGACACACACUCACACAGGAGGAAAAAGAAAACGAGGCGGAGGUUAAAGUUUUUGUGGAUGCUGUCAUCCAAAGCCUCCCCGCCACUGAAACAAGACUGAAGGUAAUACAAGAAAAACAGAAAACUGACCCUGUGUGUGCAAAGCUUAUCAGAUACUGCAAGACAGGCUGGCCGGAGAAAAGUGCCAUUUCUUCAGAGCUGGGGCCAUAUUGGCCUAAAAGAGCGACACUAACAUUAGCAGGAGAGCUGCUUCUCAGGGGCCAAAGAAUCGUCAUUCCCCACGACAUGAGACAAGAGAUCCUCAACAACCUCCACAGUGGCCAUCAAGGUAUUGUCAAGUGCAGAGCGAGAGCACAACAGUCCGUCUGGUGGCCAGGACUGUCCGUACACAUCAGUCAGCUGGUGGAGAACUGUAACACAUGCUCACAGCACAGGGCAGAGCACCGAGAGCCUUUGCUGACCACCCCGGUACAGGAGAGACCCUGGCAAAGAGUUGGUACAGACUUAUUCUUCUGGGAGAAGAAGACUUAUCUCCUUAUAGUGGACUAUUUCUCACGUUACAUUGAAGUUGCCCACCUCCAUAUUGCCUCAGCCAACACAGUAAUUGCAGCUCUGAAAGAAGCAUUUAGCCGCCAAGGGAUACCAGACACAGUUGUGUCUGAUAAUGGAUCACAAUACUGCUGUGAGAUGUUCAGAGACUUUUCCACAGAGUACGGGUUUACACACAUCACAAGUAGCCCAAGAUACCCGCAAGCAAAUGGAGAGCUGUGGUGCGGUGGCUACCAUAACAGGACUUUGGAAAGGAGGAGGUGA